AUGCGGAAACUGACGAUUAUGUCGAGGGAUCGCUGCAAGGAAACGAGGGUCAGCCGAGCGCCAGCGCUGUUGGAGAAAGCAGGCCGGUGGGGGGGCUUCCCCCUCCCACAUGGCGACAAAAUCUGCCCCCCACUCCGCCGCCCGCCCCUGCGGGCCCCAGUGGCGGUCGCGCUGGCGCGGCUGAAUGCUGACGUGGCGUUCGUGGGAGCAGUAGGGGAUGACGAGGCGGGGAAUACAUUUCUGGAGAUUCUGGAGUCCAAUGGCGUGUCGACACGUGGCGUGGACAUGCGUGGUGGAUUAAGAACCGGAGCAAAGCUCAUCUCUUUGGAAAAAGCGGAAGCGCAAGCGAAGGAUGGAGCAUCAGGAGAAGAAUUAGAAUCACGAGGAGGAGAGGUGCUUAGAGGGGGGGUGAUAAUAAAGAAGAGCAACACCCGCUCGGCUUCGAAUGCAGGCACUGCAUGGCGUGCCCGCUUCCCAUUGGCUGAGGAAGCGCGUGACGUGGCAGGGCAGGAGGAAGGAGUAGGCGAGGAAGAGGAGGAGGAGAGACAGGAGUCAGGAGAGGGGAGGGGUGAUGGGGAGCGGAGAGUGAAGGCGCUGGCAGCAGCGGCAGCAUCCGGGGGAGGUGUAUCUGAGGACGCACAAGACGUGCUCAGACAGGCUUCGUGGAUUCACUGCACCUCCAUGUCUCUCGCCACCCCUUCCGACCGCACUGCACUCCUUGCCGCACUGGACGCCGCAGGCUGCCACCCACUCGCCUCCUCCCCUUCCUCACCACCACCUUCACACUCCCUCACCCCCUCCUCCCCGCACUCCUCCCCCCACUCUCCCCCAUCCCCUCCGCGCCUCUUUCUUGAUGUAAACCUCCCCCUCUGCCUCUGGGCCUCCCGAGCCUCAGCCUCGGCAGCGCUGGAUCCGGUUUGGCGCCGAGCCUCGGUGGUGGAGGUGUCCCGUGCCGAAGCUGAGUUCCUGGUUGGGGAGGAGCGUUUUUUGCGGCGGCGGCAGGCUCGGGUGCGAUAUGCUUCGGACUCGUACCUGACGCUGAGAGGAGAGAGGGAGGAGGGGGAGGGAGAGGGCGUGUAUCACUGGAAGCCGGAGGAACUGGCUGGGCUGUGGCAUGAAGGCAUGGAUUUACUACUGGUGACCCAUGGAACUAUGCAGGUGCACUACUAUGGGAGGGGCUUCCACGGGUGGGUGGAGGGCACAGAGGACGUGCUGAUUGCCGCCAUGACGUGUGAUCGCGCUGGGUCAGGGGAUGCCCUUGUGGCUGGACUCCUCCGCAAGCUCUCCACCAACCCUGCUAUCCUCCGCGAUCAAGAUGCGCUAGAGAGGGCCAUUCGCUUUGCCAUUUCCGCCGGAGUCAUCUCCUCCUGGACCACCGGGGCUGUCAGGAGCUUCCCAUCUGAGGAAGCCGCUCAGAACCUCACCGAACAAAUGUUCCUGCCUUCCAUGAUUUAA
Closterium sp. NIES-65 is the source of this 1455-nucleotide messenger RNA. The record is from the annotation of a GenBank genome assembly. NCBI's taxonomy places the organism in Eukaryota, Viridiplantae, Streptophyta, Zygnematophyceae, Desmidiales, Closteriaceae.